Suillus subaureus is the source of this 864-nucleotide messenger RNA. RefSeq lists its product as uncharacterized. The record is from RefSeq and is a predicted model, not a curated record. The transcript is spliced from 3 exons. Bases 1 to 480 code for a protein of 159 amino acids. NCBI's taxonomy places the organism in Eukaryota, Fungi, Basidiomycota, Agaricomycetes, Boletales, Suillaceae.
AUGGACUUGUCUGCUCACAGACCUCCCCGCUUCUACGAGAAAGUCAACACUUGCCGCAUUAAUCCUCCAUUUCUAUGGCGAUUCAUCUGCUGUAACCGAGGCUCAGACUCAGACAAGCAACCACAACCUACCGCAACGUCGGCUGUCUUUGUCCAUGCUGCUUGCAUAAAGGAAGCACGUCCCAUACCAAAAGGCAAGACUUGGCUCAACUUCAACACCCGAGGCGUUGCUUUGGGCCAUCCGCGCCCCAAGACGGUAGAAGACUCAAUGGAGAUCAUUUCCCCAGUUUUGAGGGAUGUGAGGACAAAGACGGGCGUUUACCUCUACACCAAACUCCGCCAUGUGAAAACCCUUAGGGCAAAGGCUUUUGGUGCAUUGCCUUCGCCUCGGUCCGUACGAGGGCUACCAACCAGCGCGCUGCCGGAGGAAAAAUAUAAGGUUUUCAAGGAAGCACUGCAAAAGGACCGCCCGCCUAGCUAGUUCCGAGACACAAACCGUCAGUGGCCUAUGCUUAUCGCCAAUGGAAGCGACUGAUGUUUAUUCUCACUUAGCUUCUCUACCAUCUGGACUUCGGGCCAUGCGAACUGAAUGACACUCAACCCAUUUCCACUCUAACAUUUACCUACCAACUCAUUAAAGUGUUCACAGGCUGCUCGCAUUCAACGCCACCGGCGACUCGGACGACUCCGAGUCUCGGGCUCGACUUUUCACAUCUGUAGCCAGAUCUUCCCGUGAUACCUGCACUGAUUAGAUUUACCACACCCAACGUGUACUCUGCUCUUACAGAAUAUUAGAUAGUGUAUGAGCCAAGGGCCCUAUCCAGCAUUAAUAUGGAAGGAGGUCGGUGCUAACGGUCGCCGGUAC